This is a messenger RNA of Exophiala dermatitidis NIH/UT8656, 2136 nucleotides long. RefSeq names its product glutamate carboxypeptidase II. The record is from RefSeq and is a predicted model, not a curated record. The coding region runs from base 1 to 2136 and encodes 711 amino acids. Lineage: Eukaryota; Fungi; Ascomycota; Eurotiomycetes; Chaetothyriales; Herpotrichiellaceae. The transcript is spliced from 2 exons. Gene Ontology annotation, molecular function: carboxypeptidase activity.
AUGAAGCCAAGCUACUGCCUGUGCCUGCUGGCCUACCAGGCCUCCUGUGCUGCUGCUUGCCAGCGUGAGAUGUUACAUUCCCACAUCUUCAACCCUCAUGAAGCUCUAUCGAAACGCGAAGAAGCAGUGUUCCCACCAGUCCUCGACCAGAACGAGGCAAUCCUGACCAAUUCGAUCGACAACGCUUCGAUCGCUACCUGGUCUUACUAUUACACCCAUGGCUAUCACGUUGCGGGUAGUAACCAGACCAUGGCCCAGUGGACAGCCGAUCGCUGGGAUGAUUUUGGCUUGUCCGCAGGUUUGGCCUCAUACUACGUGUACCUCAACUAUCCCGUGUCGCACUCCUUGUCUGCAACCUUUGCCAAUGGGUCCACAUGGACUGCCUCAUUGCGGGAAGAGGCUUUGGCCGAGGAUGAUGUGACAACUUAUCCCAACAGUGUUCCCACUUUUCAUGGCUACUCAUUCACAGGGGAUGCAGAAGCCGAGUACGUCUACGUGGGUCGGGGCCAGCAGGUUGACUUUGAGCGGGUCAAAGCCUUGGGUGUCUCCCUUGAAGGCAAAAUCGCCUUGGCUCGCUAUGGCGGGCCUUUCCGCGGGCUCAAGGUCAAGAACGCCCAGGAGCAUGGCAUGAUUGGCUGCGUCAUUUUUACAGACACGGCCGAUGAUGGUAAUGUGACCGAGGCCAACGGCUACGCUGCUUAUCCUCAUGGACCGGCGAGAAAUCCAACCUCAGUCCAACGCGGCAGUGUCCAGUUCUUGUCAACAUACCCGGGCGACCCGACCACCCCGGGUUACCCGUCACGGUUUGAUUCGCCUCGCGCAGACACUUCACCUGUAACACCACGCAUACCAUCGCUUCCGAUCUCUUGGAAGGAUGCUCAACCUUUACUGCAAGCUCUUGACGGACACGGUCCAAACGGAGAAACCGUGAACCGUACAAACUGGGUGGGCAAACUGAAUGCAACUUAUUCCACCGGCCCGGCUCCAGGCACGACCAUCUCCUUGUCCAACGUUAUGAGAGAUGAAAUCACCUGGAUCUGGGACGCCGUUGGGAUAAUCAAUGGGACUAGCGAAGACGAAGUGAUUGUUGUCGGCAACCAUCGCGAUGCAUGGAUCGUUGGCGGCGCUGCUGACCCAAAUUCAGGAUCGGCCAUCAUGGUCGAGCUUGCCAAAGCGUUCGGAGCACUGCUCAAGACCGGGUGGAAGCCGAGAAGGACAAUCGUCUUGUGCUCUUGGGAUGCUGAAGAAUAUGGCCUGGUUGGGUCUACUGAGUGGGUGGAGGAAUAUAUUCCGUGGCUAAGCAAGGCUGCGGUCGCCUAUCUCAACAUCGACGUCGCCGUCUCUGGCCCCAACCCGUGGUUAUCUGGAACACCUGAGCUCCAUGAGAUUGCCACGACCGUAAUGAAGAAAGUUGUCUAUCCAUAUCGAGGGUACAACAAUUUCUCACUUUAUGAUGUCUGGUACGGUUUGACCAAAGGUGAGGUUGGCGUUCUGGGCUCUGGAAGCGACUAUACGUCGUUCGUGCACAACGGCAUCAGUUCAAUUGACAUGGGUUCUGGCGGAGGCCCGACGGAUCCGGUCUACCAUUAUCACUCCAACUAUGAUGAUUUCCACUGGAUGAGCACAUUCGGCGACCCGGGCUUCAACACCCACAAAGUCAUGGGCCAGUAUCUGACUUUGCUGACUUAUCAUCUGGCCAACGAUGCAAUUGUGCCUUUCAACGUGGAAAACUAUGGUGUUCAGAUGACCCUGUAUCUUGAAAACCUUGCCAAAGACAUUGCGGCCGCGAAUGCAACAGUCGACCUGUCCUCAUUAGAGUCAGCCAUAGCGACCUUCAACGCCUCUGCUGCAGCAUUUACCGCAACGCUCAGCUCCGCGUCGACCGAGGAAGAAAUCAGUCUCGUCAACGCUAGAUUCAGGGAUUUCAGUCGUGGCUUUGUGUCUCAGGGGGGUCUGCCCACGAGGGAGUUUUACAAGCACGUCGUCUUUGCACCGGGCGUGGAUACCGGGUAUGCCCCCACGACCUGGCCUGGUAUCACAGAGGCUGUCGAUGCCGGAAACUAUACGCUGGCCAACACUUGGGUGCAGAAGUCUGCCAGAGCUGUGGAGGUUGCGGCUGCCAUUCUCAAGCCUUGA